Molecule: messenger RNA, 1969 nt
Organism: Ceraceosorus guamensis
Lineage: Eukaryota; Fungi; Basidiomycota; Exobasidiomycetes; Ceraceosorales; Ceraceosoraceae
Product: Annexin
Exons: 6
Coding region: 150-1538 (462 amino acids)
Cellular component (GO): cytoplasm
Molecular function (GO): calcium-dependent phospholipid binding; calcium ion binding
Source: RefSeq, a predicted model, not a curated record
ACACACACACACACACACAUGCUCAUAUCUGUAUACCCGCCCGCCUACAACAAUCCCGCCAAGUACAUCGCCUGCCUUCUAAUCAGCUCUUCAGAGCCUCGCGGAAUAUCAAGCACCAAACUCUUUCGCACGGACUUGCUUGCUCAGCCAUGUCAGGAUACGGAGCACCACCUCCAGGCGGAGGAUUCUAUCCUCCAGCACAAGGUUCAUACCCAUCUCAAGGAGCAGCAGCAGGCUAUCCACCUGCAGGCACUUAUCCGCCUCAAGGCGCGUAUCCCUCUGCUAUCCAGGACGGCUAUCCCGCACCAGGUGGAGCUCCUUACGGUAAUCCCUACGGCGCUCCUGCUCAUCCACCAGCACCUGGACAAGGAUACCCGUACGGAGGAGCGGCAAGCGCACCACCACCUCAGCCGCCCUAUGGUGGAGGAUAUGCGCCCCCUCCUCCGCAGCACGGACAUGGCCAUCAUCACAGCCAUAGCCAUAGCCAUAGUCAUUCGCAGGGACAUGCUGCAUACGGAGCUCCACCUCUACAAGGCGGCGGGUACUACUACAACGGCAUUCCAGUUCCUCCGCCUCCUGGUGCUCCUCCCGCACCGCCUCCUGCUGGCAUAGACGGAGCUCAGCUGGCAGAGUCUGUUCGUAAAGCCACCAAAGGCUUCGGCACAGACGAGAAGCUUCUCAUCUCUACCAUAGCUCCAUUGGACGCCUUUCAAGUGGACGCGCUGAGCAAAUCUUUCAAGUCCAUUAGCGGCAAGGAGAUUGUCAAGGUUUUGGAAAAAGAGACGAGCGGAUGGUUCGAGUAUGCUCUCAGGUUGAAAGUGCUCGGACCACUGGCGGGCGACUGCUGGCUGCUGAAUAGAGCGUGCGAUGGAGCGGGAACGCACGAGGAUCUGCUCAAUGAAGUGCUGCUCGCUCGCAGCAAUGCGGACAUGUGGGCGCUGAAGCAGGCAUACAAGAGUAUUUACGGCAAGGACCUCGAAAGAGUGGUGGAGGGCGAGCUGAGCGUAAAGACGAAACGCAUUUUCUCCAUGGCUAUGAACGGCAACAGGACAGAGGAGAAUGUCCCUCCCAACCCGUCCGACGUUUCCCGCGACGUCCAGGCUCUGAAAUCUGCAGCGCGAGGUAUGGGGACGGACGAAAUCACUAUUUGUUCCAUCCUUGUUGGUAGGUCUCAAGCCCAGCUAGUCGCUAUUGCCCGAGAAUAUCAGCACAAACACGGAGCAUUGUCCAGCAUGGUCCGAUCAGAGUUCUCGGGGCAUAUGAGGGACGCGUUGCUCUUUAUUGCUGAUGGAGCCGAAAGAGGAGGACAAGGAAUAGAGAGGGACGCCCAAUUGCUCGAAAACGCCAUGGCCGGCAUGGGAACAAAAGAUGAACGUCUCACUUAUCGUCUGAUUCGAUUGCAUUGGAAUAGGCAUCGCUUCAACGAGGUCAAGAUGGCCUACGCCGGACUCGUGAACAAGAAAGGUCUUCGAUCUAGGGUGGCAGGCGAGACUUCGGGCGACUAUGGACGCUUCUUGGAGGCACUUGUGGGACACUGAGCCGAGGGCUGCUGAUCUUCGGGCUCGCGCACGAUGCACUCAAGGUGCGAAUAGCGACCCACUCGAAGGAAUUUUGAAUGGUCAUGAACAGAACAAUCACCAUGCUCUGACGGCGCCAUGCUUCGGGCUGUCGGCGCGCUUGUGAAGUGUGGCAUAGCCGCGUCGUAUCGAGUCCCAGUCUCCCACCAAGCCGAAACUUGUCUUGCCGAAAAUACCAUCUGGUUCAAAGGCGCUUGUCGACCUUGCAAAGCUAGGUACGUCCAUCCAGUCCUAGGAUGCGUUCGAGCCAGCUUCAUAUCUAUCAGCCACUUGCUCGCAAAGAAGCUCAAAUGGGACGCAUCAAACCAAGACCCCUCUCACCUACUUUGCCUUUGUACCUCUUUGCGCAUUGUUCCCCCCUUUCCCUUUCCCACUUUCAGCUCUGAACCCCG